AUGAUAAACACAUUAUGGAAAUCGCCUGCCGAGCUCGACCAUCAACUUCCUGGUCGUCGUGAGAGCCAGGAUUCUGUCAUGAGCAGACUUGGUGGCAAGAAUGUCUUUGUCUUCUGCUCCUCUCGCAUAUGGCGUGGAGCACCCAAGCUCUUAUUCCUGAUUGGUGUCAUCUUUUUCACCAGUUUCCUUAUUCUUGGUAUUCUUCCUGAUAGGCUAUCUGGAGGACGACUUGGAAGUGGCUACCGUGGGAUAUUUCCAUGGGGGAAGUAUGAGCCACAGCCUGACCGAAACAUGAGGAUUGUUGUGUUCGGCUCGCCUGAUGUUGUGGGCAACGUGAAUGGUUCCCCCUCAGGGCGCAAAGCGUGGACAGAAGAGUUAUGUGAUGAGCUCGAAUGCACUUUUUAUCUAUCAUUCGUACCGGAGACUCAGCUAAAUAGGGGUCUCAUCAGCAACCGUCUCUACGACGAAACAGUCCGGGAUCUCCUCAACACCACAAAAUUCACAAACGUCAAGGAAAAGCCAGCGUUUGACUUCAACUAUAUCGACUCCCAGUAUCCAACCCCCUCCGAGGUUCCCGACCUUGCUACUCAAGUAAAGAGCUUCCUCGAAAUGCCGCCGCCCGAGAAGACGCCACGCGAAACCCUCUGGGUCUUCAGUUUUGGAACCUGGGAAGUCUGGAAUAUGGCGGCAAUGCCGAGAAAAGAAUCCGAAGAUGCCAUUACGACCAUGGUCAGGCAAAUUCUUGACCAGGCCGAAGUCCUCUAUGAGAGAUCACUCGAUCCCACUUCUAUCGCUUAUUCUGACUUUUGGACAAACGCAACCGAGGCUCAGAUUAGUGAACUGACAGCACCCGGCGCCUUGGACAAAGUCGAUAGACGAAGAUUCGAGAGCUUCCGCAUUCUAGUGCCUAUGAUAUUUGAUCUUUCUCUCACACCCGGAUGGCAAGGCCGACAGAAGCCACCGGCGCCUAACACUGUGGUGGAGCAGACUCGCAACGCAGCAGAACUUACCAAGUAUUGGAACCAAGAGGUGGACUUUGCACUUGCCGAGUGGAAAGAAAGGACAACAAAGAAGCCCAAAAGGCCUACAACAGAUGCUGAGGCAUCGGAGAUGAACAAGAGAACUGAGAGCGUCGAGUCUACUAAACAUGGUGAGGAUGCGAAAGAGCCAGCGAAAAUGACAUCCGAAAACGAACGGGUUAUCCAGGCCCCAUAUCCUAUGCGUAACGGUUUGAUGGUAGAUGUCGGACAGGCAGUUCUUGAUGCCAUGACCGAGGGCGAAAUGGAGCGCGCGGCAGUUGUGGACUUGAGGGGACGGGGAACAUUAUCUGGCAACGACUCGAUGCGGUUCUCUGAUGUUUGGACACCGUGUGUCAGAGGUGACAUGACAGAUCUCACCAUCGAUGAGAAACAGAUCACGCCAGAAUGCGAGAUAGAACAUGAUCAUCUGUUCUAUGAUUCUUUUACGAUCAGCGAGAGGGCCAUGAAGGGCGUGAUCAAGGCCAUUCUGGAGGAUGUCAAGGAAGAGCUUUUUAAACCAGAAGAAAAGCGAGGGUGGCUGUACGGAAGUUGGUAG
This is a messenger RNA of Fusarium coffeatum, 1575 nucleotides long. RefSeq lists its product as uncharacterized. Lineage: Eukaryota; Fungi; Ascomycota; Sordariomycetes; Hypocreales; Nectriaceae. The transcript is spliced from 2 exons. Bases 1 to 1575 code for a protein of 524 amino acids. The record is from RefSeq and is a predicted model, not a curated record.